Messenger RNA from Prinia subflava (tawny-flanked prinia), 6538 nucleotides. It is a transcript of the gene TRMT9B, whose product is annotated as tRNA methyltransferase 9B (putative). The record is from RefSeq and is a predicted model, not a curated record. The transcript is spliced from 4 exons. Gene Ontology annotation, cellular component: nucleus; cytoplasm. Gene Ontology annotation, molecular function: tRNA binding; tRNA (5-carboxymethyluridine(34)-5-O)-methyltransferase activity; S-adenosylmethionine-dependent methyltransferase activity. Bases 1108 to 2511 code for a protein of 467 amino acids. NCBI's taxonomy places the organism in Eukaryota, Metazoa, Chordata, Aves, Passeriformes, Cisticolidae. Gene Ontology annotation, biological process: tRNA methylation; tRNA wobble uridine modification.
UUCAUCAUUACUCCAUGGCUUUGGUACAUUUAAUAGAAUAUUAGGUUUAUGUGUUAUCAGUAUGCUUAUUCUCAUCUCAUUCUUACACUCUUCCCCUGAAUCUUUUCAUUCAGGUGGGAUUGUCAAAAGAAAUGGAAUGCAUGUUCUUGAGUAAUUUUGUCAGUCUUGAAAACCCCAUCAAUACACAGUCAUGUUCCUCAUAAUCCUGUCUUCAGGUACCUUAAAAAUGGUUUGAGCAGAAGACUACCCGUAACAGUAAAUAGUUCACUACAUUCAGUACUUUGUGCAAUGUCGUGCAGAGCUCCCUGCUUGUCAUACUGGCUGGUAUUGUUUCAUUGAUUCUUCUUUAUCUGUAAUCUCUUAUACAUAAUUUAUAGGUUCUUGGGACAGGACUAUCUCUUUAGCUCAUGUUUAUAGUGCUAAUUGUAUCGGGGUCCUGGUGCAUGGCUGGGGUUUUGUGCACUUGUCUAAUAAACACCUGUAAGUAUAUGAAAGUACAGAAACAAUCUGCCAUUUUUAGACUGCUUUAAUAGGAAUCGGUGCGGGAGUAGGGGAAAAAAUUAUUCACUCUCAAGAGUCACGGGAUGGGAAGACUUGCAGACAGGACCCAGUCACAAAGGUUAGCUUUGCGCUUAACCUUUAAAUGAGCAAGGGCUAAUCUUCCUUGGCCGCUUUUGCCAUCAGCAGGCAGCACGGCUCCCAUCAACCUCGGUUUAGAGGAGCUCGGGAGCCCUGCUGCUCCCCCCAGGAGCCCCCCACUUCCUUGGCUGAGCAUCCCACCGCCACCACCGUCUCCAUCAGCACCACCCUCCUCGCAGAAGACGCCCAAGGGACGCGGCAAGACCGCAAAGAGAAGAGUUAACAGGGAAUUGAUAACCCGGCCCCUUUUUUGUCUUACCCCGCCUCCUCCCGCUUGCGGGGAAGUGAGGGAUCCGGACGCGCUGCGCGGGGGUGGCCCCGGCGGAGAGGCGCGGGGAGGGCUCCCCUCCGCGCCGCUCCGCCGGGGGCCCCGCGGCUCGGCCCGGCCCGGCACGGCUCGGCACGGCUCGGCACGGCUCGGCACGGCUCAGCCCGGCCCGGCGGCCGAGCGCCGCCCCCGCCGCGGGGAUGGAGCCGCCGCCGCCCCGCGGGAGCAGGAUGGAACAUGAGGCUGCCCAGCUAGAAAAGCAGCAUGUGCACAGUGUGUAUGAAAAUACAGCUGCCUACUUUAGUGAUCUGCAGACCAAAGCGUGGCCUCGUGUUCGGAACUUUCUGCUGGAACAAAAGCCUGGCAGUCUCGUUGUUGAUAUAGGUUGUGGAACUGGAAAGUAUCUCAGUGUCAACAAUCAAGUGUAUAAUCUGGGCUGUGAUUACUGUGAAGGACUGGUAGAAAUUGCAAGGAAGAAAGGUGAUGAAGUUCUGGUGUGUGACAACCUUAACCUUCCCUUUAGGGAUCAGUGCUUCAAUGCAGUCAUUUCAAUUGGAGUGAUACAUCAUUUCUCAACUAAACAAAGGCGAAUCAAAGCAAUAAAGGAAAUGGCAAGGAUAUUGACACCUGGAGGCCAAAUAAUGAUUUAUGUUUGGGCUAUGGAACAAAAAAAUCGUCGCUUUGAGAAACAAGAUGUAUUUGUUCCAUGGAACAAGGCCUUGUGUUCACGCCGUUUUUCAGAAUCAAAUCAAUCUGGAGAUAAGGGUGAGUUUGUCCAUGGUGCAAAAGGCCAAGAAAUACACCCUGCACAGCUUGUCAUCUCUGAGUGCAGCUACCAGAACAAUCUGCAGCCAGAAACUGAUUCAAAACAUUCCCGCAAUAUGGACCAUUGCAUACCCAGAGCCUGCUGCAUGAAAAUUUCUGAGGAAGAAAACAGAUUUUACAGUGCUCUAGGAAGAUCUUUCCGCUCAUGGUUUUUCUCCAGAUCCCUUGAUGAGUCAGCCCUGAGAAAGCAAAGUGACAAACUGAAGCACCUGAAACAUGAAGGAGUGUGGGCAAACAGCACUGUACCCAUUCAACACUCGCGACACUGCAGUUUGGAUUUAGGUCACCAUGGGGCACUGCUAAACGAACAAAGUUUAGAUGAUGAUGAUGAUGUGUUUAUGGAAAGCCUGUCUCUCAAAAAACCACAGUGGUCGCCAGCCACAGAUGAACUGAAGGAUUUGAGUUUAAAUGGAGAACACCAAAGCGUAGCUCAGAGCAAGGGGGACGAAGCUUCAUUUGUAAAUGGCCCAGUGGAAGACAGGGACCGCAUCUGUGGUUGUAAUAAAGAUGGUGCUGGUAAGUCUGAUGCCAGCAAGUUUUUCAAAAGAACUUCAACAACUGACUCCACUGACUCAGCUUUGGAUUCAGCAGUGUCUCUUGGGGACCAGACUGAUGCUGUGUUGGAUACAAAGGCCUUCAUGCGUUAUUACCAUGUUUUUCGGGAAGGGGAGCUGUGUUCUCUGGUGGAAGAGAAUGUGCCUGAGCUUCAGAUACUUUCUUCCUGCUAUGACCAUGGAAACUGGUGCAUUAUUGCAGAGAGGAGAGGAGCAAAGCUAUAAAGAGAACAAAGCAGAAUCCAGUGACGGAGGAUUUUAAGCUCUUCCUUGUGUUACUGUGAUUGUGCAGUGUGACCUGAAUUUUAAUCUUGUAGUUGUUGUGUGCCAUUCAUUUUUAUUAUCCCUCAGCUAUUUAACUAGCUAAUGCGAGGUCUGUCUAUAGGAAUGUGAGUGGUAGAUAAUAUUUAUGUUUUGUUAAACUUUUAUGAAGUUAAAACUGUAGAGUUUUAUAUUGCUGUUAGCAAAUAAUUGUGUUUUAAAAUAUACUUUUCUAUUGAGAAAUAAACCUUUUUAUAAAACAUGGAUCAGGGCAUCUUUUAUGAGAAAUAUCCUCUCAGUGGAAAGUCUAGUCUUUGUUCUUAAGAUGCCAGAAGUUUGGCACAUGGCUCCCUAUCCUUGAAGUCCUGUAAAUGAGACAUAGCCACUAUGUCUAAAAUUGUACUUGACUGUACCCUGGUAGAGUGCAUGCUGCAGAACUGGGAGCAAGCAUGGUCCCAGUGCUCCUUAGUUGGGAGAAGAGUUAUUAAUGGGCAAAAAACUGCGUACCAAGCAAGCUGUGCAUAUUCUGUCAUUUGAUAUUUGUAUUUGGGAGCAAAUGACAGCACGGGUUUUGGACAGUAUUUUUUACUUUUGUUUUAAAAAUAGUUCAAUUUGUUUCUCAGGUGCAGGUGAAGUUUUAUGUCUUAGCUCUCACAAAUAUCUUAUUUUAAUUUCCUCUGCUGUAGUUUUUCAUUGGUUAUGUGUAUAUAAAAGUCAGAGGGAUUUGUGAGAGUGUGAGUAUUCUGUAAAGUUCUAAAAUAUCAAAUCCUUGAAAUACAUAUAUCUUUUUGAAAUACAUAUAUCUUUUGAUAAGCCUGGGAAGCUAAGAUUAAAUUAAUAAAAAUCCAGUGCAUAUCUGGUCAGCUGUCAUAUUUACUUUUCUUGUUCACAGACAUGAGAAUAUAUACUAAGAGUGUAUUAAAUAAUGUAGACAGGACAAGGAUAAGCCCAGUUUGCACAUAAAAUACAAAUUCUUGUCUUGUGAAGUUUAAAUGAAUCUUUUGAGACCUUAGUGAUAAUAGAUUUGUUACACAACUUUCCUGUUCCCUCCAAGACGUACCAUCACUGUCCAUUCGUAGUAGGUUGUAGCAGUUUAUAGUGCUGGGGAUAAAAGCACCUGGCUUCAGAAGAUCAGUAUGGAACUGCCAACAGAAGCAAGGCUAGAAGAGGCUAAUUGCCUCAUUAGCACAGAGUUACUCUAUUCGUAGGCUUAGUUCAUAAUCAGUGGUUACAGUGCAGACACAUCUUCAGCUGAUGUGAUUUUGUGACCUUUAAUGGAACUGCACGGAUUUCCCCCUUCCCCUCCUUCCCCACCCUCCCCAAAAAAGAACCCCCAAACCCCUUUUGUUACAGCAGUUUUAAAGAGCUAUAUAAUUAUAUAAUUAACAUGUCUGCCCUAUUAUUGAACAAGUACCUUUGAAUACAAGGCAAUAGGAGUGAAAUGCCAAGCUUUCCCAGUCUCUGCUGCACAAGCAGGUGGAUUUGAGAUUCAGUAGAAAACCUUGAUGGUGUUGAGUAUUUUUUGAUGUAGCUUCCCAGCUGUUAAUUGCCCAUGGUAAUGUAUUACAGAUUUAUUUAUUGGAGCAAUAUCUUCAAGGAAUUAUUUCUGUCUUACUCACAGCUUGGGGUCCUUAUACUUUAUCCUUCCUGGGUCUGUACCACUUGCACUCCCGACAGGCCUUUGAAAAUAAAAAUGUGGCCAAAGAACCAUACAUUUGAGACUCCUGAAAUACUAUUCCACUCUAAUCUAAGUGUUGCUUUCAAUACAGCCUGGGGCUGUGGCUUUCAGUUGCUGUGUACGAGCCAUAUUUCAGAAAAUGGGCAAUAUUCCCUGCCUCACUGUUCCAGCUGCUCCUGGCUGAGGGGCUGCACCUGCUGCACCCUCAGGCUCCAGAUUGAAACACUCAGUGCCAAAGUACCCACAUUGCAGAGCCAGCAUGGGCUGUGCUGAGCUCCACACCUCGUUUGCAAUGUGGUUGUGUCAGAUUGGGCCUGCCUCUUUUGUUGGGAAUUUGUGGAUGAGCUUGGGAAUUUUAGAAGAGAAGUCAGUUGCUUCCAGAUAAAGUAUGCCAGUGGAUAUUCAGCACUCCUGGAAUUGGGGCUGCAUUUAAGAAAGAGGUAGAUUAUUAUCAUCCUAUAUCCAAUUCUGAAACCUAAAUGCCAGCAUGCAGAAACUUUAUUGCACACAUAUAUAAAAAUAUUUAUUAAGUAUUAUUCAUCUUAACUGAUUUAGUUAUUUGGGAGGAAGAACAUCACCAUUUUGUUAUAUGAACUUCUACAUUCUGACUGUGGCAUGUUUGGUGUGUAGUUAAGUGGACUGAUGAAAUUUGGGGUAAACUGAGAAAGGAAAGGUGUCCAUUCUCUUCAGAAUAUAGACUUACUAUCCUUGCAAGAGACUGAAUCUGUGUCAGGCUUCAGUUAACACUUCUUGCUCUAUCUGUUUGAGUAAGAGUAUAUCCCCUCAAAGCUGCUGAAGUACUUUGAGUCACUUUUAUGUUUGUAGACUUUCCAUGCAUUAUUUGGUUUGUGGUUCUUGCCUGGGGAUGCUUUUCACAAAUACUUACUUCUGUAUUGAAUUUUCUCAUGAUUUGAGUUGAUGAUGAGUUUGGAUUUUCUUAUAAAUUCCUGGGAGAAGGAGAGGGGAGGUUUGAUAAGCAGCUUUUUUUUUUUCCCUGAAUACUCAGUUGUCCUCUGAGGAUGUAUCAUCACCAUGUAACAUAAUUUUUAUGGAAUGGGGUCAGUCAGCUGAAGUCAUGACUGUGAAGUCUUUAUACAGCAAACCUUUAUUCUUGUAAAUUUUGUAUUCUUGUAGGCAGUCUCCCAUCUAUUAAUGGAGGCUGCCUGGACCUGAGACUGCUUUAUAAUCUCAUAAGCCAGAUUACUUCACUCAGAGCAUGGGGAAUGCCCACCUUAAGCAAAAGGUAAUUUCCAGCAGAUCCCAGAUUUUAGUAGCAUACAAAGUUAAUGUGCUCAGAGAAGUGGAUGUGCCAUUAAAAAGUAGAGUAAAUGAAUGAAAAAGUAAACAAAACCCAGCUGUCCUUGAAUGCUUAAACUUUUGGCAAUGUCAAGACUGAAAGAUCUGACUGUAUUAAGGUAAAAGGCAAAUGUGUUUUUGCAUUGCUUGUCUGACAAUUGGGCAAUAAUCUCAUUUCAAUUCUGCUGAUAAAACACUUGUUUCUGGCUUUAGUGGGCUUGGAUUGCUCCUAAGGUGCUUAUGUAGCAUGUGGAGAAGUUUUGAUGACAUGAGAAAGAUGCCCUGGUUUCUUACAAAAUUAAUUCAGGUGCAACUUCCUGUGUAUCAGUUUCUGCCCAUUGCUUCUUGUCCUACUGCUUGGCACCACAACUGCAAUAAAAAAUACAUUGAACAGACUUAUUUUUGCAGGACUAAUACAGUUGUAGUCAUUGAUAAAUGUUUCUGUUAGAAGUGAACGUGUGUCAUUUUUUGGUACUAACAGUGAGUGACUAAUUUACCUUCUUCCAAGCUCAUUGCGUAGGAAUUUUAAAAUUAGAGUGGAGAAACAAAAGCUAAAAAACAUUCUAGGAGUUUUUUCUGGUACUCUUUUUUAUACAGGUUACUUAUGAGCACAGUUCAAAAUGCUGAGUGAAGAGUUGUGCAUGUUCCACCUGCAAAAUAUUGCUGGUGAAACUCUUGGGUAGGUUCUGAAUAGAAAUAAUAGCUCUGAUCCUGCAUCCUCUCUGCUGUGUCAUGUCUCCAUCAGACUGCAUUCAUAUCACUCUUGGGCUGUUCUGCUGCACUACCUGCUUUCUUUCUCAGCACUUUUGCAGGGUUUGAAACUACUUCAGUCCUCCAGGAAAAUAAAGUGUGUUAGUGUUAAAUAUGUACAAGUGCUUCUCUCUUUUGUGAGUUCAGCAUUUCUUACAGAAUAUGAAUUCUGGCAGUUAGCCAUGAUUUUAUCUUCCAAUCUGCUGGUGAAAACCAUGCUUAGGUACUGCUCUGCAGUCAAUUCUGUGUCCAUACAUGGAAUCUAUU